Myripristis murdjan (pinecone soldierfish) is the source of this 10075-nucleotide messenger RNA. RefSeq names its product polycystin 1 like 1, transient receptor potential channel interacting (gene pkd1l1). The record is from RefSeq and is a predicted model, not a curated record. Gene Ontology annotation, biological process: calcium ion transport. The transcript is spliced from 53 exons. Lineage: Eukaryota; Metazoa; Chordata; Actinopteri; Holocentriformes; Holocentridae. Gene Ontology annotation, molecular function: protein binding; monoatomic cation channel activity. Gene Ontology annotation, cellular component: plasma membrane. Bases 60 to 9356 code for a protein of 3098 amino acids.
GGAGGCUGUAAAUCGGCCAUAUAAGAUGUGGCGGUCAUAGUGUUUGAAGAGAGAGGGAGAUGGAGAGAGAAAGAGAGAGAGACACACAAGGAGAGAGAGGUGUGGAGGCUUCACUCUGGUUCAUGGGGUGUCUCAACACAAGCGCCUCCCGACCCGUCGGUCUUUACGCAGCCGUGCACGCCGGUGACCUUGACCCGGUAACAUGCUGCAAGCGCUGCCUGGAUGAAGGGUAUGAGGUUGCAGCACUGACCUUAGAGAGUUGUUACUGUGGCAACGGGCUGGAUGGUUUGGUGAUGAAUGAGUGCUUCAACUCAUCCUCCCACAGAGGGCCACAAGACGUCACAGGACAAAGCACAGAGGAAAGAACGUUUGAGACUGUGUACCUGCCAUGUGAAGAUGGACAGGGAAGUUUAGCAGUAUACAGAACUGAAGGGCCAUUUUUCCACAACAUUAGUUUGGCUUUGUCACCAGACAAAGUGCAGGCUGGGAGUCCUUUCAUCAUGGAAGUGUCUGGACACCUGGCUGGGGCCCCUCACCCGCCUGCAGUCGUGGCCAUUUAUGCAGCUAAGCAAGCUUAUCCCACAAACACAGACAUCACCUUCCUCGCCGUGACUGAUGAGGCCGACCCUCUGGAGUUCCUCUGGGACUUUGGAGACUCCAGACCUGUCAGAACCACCUCAAGGACCAUCAUCAAAAGAUACCACGCACCCGGCAGCUACAGUGUGGUGGUAGAGUUAUCCAGCGGCCUGACCUCUGUCACCUCCGCGACGUUCCCCCUGCUGGUCCAGAGAGCGGUGCAAAUCAAUAGGCUGGUCCAUCGGGCCUCAGUCCUGCAGAACCAGACUGUGAGUAUGAGUUGUCGGGUCAAUGUGGGGACCGACCUCACCUACCUGUGGAGCUUUGGGGACGGAGCCUCCAGGCCGGGACGGAGCACAGAACAGCAUGUCUUCCACAGGGUCGGAGAGUUCAGAGUGGAAGUGACAGUGUCUAACUUGGUCAGUUCUGCCUCUCUGAGCAGUCACAUCUUUGUGGUUGACCGUCCAUGUCAGCCACCACCAGUUAAAAACAUGGGGCCUCUCAAAAUACAGGCGAGGAGGUACGAGGUGAUCCGUCUGGGGGUGACAUAUGAGAGUGAAGUCGACUGUGACGUCUCAGAAGGGCUUCACUACACCUGGACCUUGUAUGACUCUGCAGGCCUGGCUUUCCCAUUGCCUCUCAUAGACUCACACAAACAGAGCAUCACACUGCCAAGCCAUUUCCUGCACUAUGACACCUACAGUGCCGUAGCCAGGGUUCAAAUCGUCGGCAGUGUGGUGUACAGUAACUACACCGUAAGAGUGGAGGUGGUUCCCAGCCCUCCUGUGGCCUUCAUCCAGGGCGGCACCAAUGUCUUCAUCAGCAACAGGAACACCACCAUGGUAACCCUUGACGGUCAGCGAUCUUAUGACCCUGAUUUCCCCAUGAGCCCAAUCAGCUACAGCUGGAGAUGUAAACCGGUCAGCUCCAUCAUCAGCUCCUGUUUCAGCCAGUACAGUCCCACUUCCUCCUCCGUGUUGAUGUUUCCUGCCAGCUUCCUGAAAAGCAACUUUGACCAGUUCCAGUUCACACUCACCGUCAGCAGCGGAGAGCGUUCAGCUUCAUCAGAGACCUUUCUGACAGUAAUGCCAAACCUGAUCAGAAAGGUGUCAGUUUAUUGUCUUCAGUGCCAGGGAGACCAGCUGAACUGGGAUCAGGCCUUCUCUGUCACUGCUGUAUGUGAGAGCUGCGAUGCUUCACCAGAGGACGUCCGAUACACCUGGAGCCUGUACCUGGUCAAUGCCUCCUCUAAGCCCGUCAUAGAAGUCCCAUUUUGUCACACAGUGCACCUCAGCGCUCCAUCCCCUGUCAUUGGGGGCCCUGCUGCUCCCAGCCAAACUCCCGGGACUUCCACCCGACAUCCAGCAGACAUAAGUGCAUCUUUCACCACUGUCACUGAUCAUUCAGUUCACACAUGGCCUUCACAACACACCCAUGCUCUCCAUCCCUCAACUCCACUUAAUGAAACUGCAGCCAUGGAGUUAAUGCAAAAUACAAAUCUGCCUGACCGCGGGACAUCAUCAGACACGAAUGAAAACACAUCAUCGAGCGUGGCCAGUGUGUCAUCAAAUGUAAUGAAUGAUGCUGAAAAGCAAACUGCAGCCCCAGAAUUUGGCAGCCUUGACACCAUGCCAGCCUUUGCCUCGUUCCCUCUUGUCUCUCAGCCUCCUCUAGAGGAGAGCCCAUUCCCAAGUGGUCGCCCUAGAAAAUUGACAUUAGUACAGAGGACCAAGGGCAUGACUUUGAGUGUUCAGAUGGGAAAUCUCACCCCUUCACCAAACCCGACAUCCCCCCUUUCCUCCUCACACAAUGCUGCUGUUUCGGUGGACCCUGAGCCCUCCAGCACAUUCAGCUCCUCUUCGGGCGACAGCAGGUUAAUAAAAGCCGUGUCAGGAGAGGAACCUUAUCGUGAUCCUUUGGAAGAAUUUGCCCCUCCUAAGCCACUGUACCCCUCCUCAGAUCCUGAGUACCCACCUGUUGUCCUUGACAACGGUAGUAUCCAAUAUUCUGCCCCCUUUGGUGACAGUGACGUCAUCAGCGACUUCCCCAUUGAUUCUGACUCUCCUGUUGACUCCGAUUACGCUUUCCCCAUCCUGGAGAGUGGUGACACGGGAGGUCGACCAGUCGGAGUUAGCAUGAAGCCCAUUGAUGCACCAGCAGGACUGUCUGAUAACGAGACAUCCAACUCUAACAUUUCUGAUUCAGAUUACGAUGCUCCCUUGCUGGACUUAGUGGAGGGAGACCCAGGCGUUUCAGCAGGCAGACCCACAGGUGUGGAUGGUGAAGGCUCCGGUCUGGGAGGUGACUCAGGGUUUGAUCCAGGUGAAGAUGAGGGGAGCAAUCUGGUGGAUUCCAGUAUCUCUCUGGUGUUUCAGGAGCCAACCUUGCUCGACCUGCCCCGACACCCUGUAGAGAGAAGCCUGUUUGAGUCCUACACUGACACAGGAAUCUCCUCCCCUCUCCUCAGCUUUAGGCACUUCAGUCUGAGGCCAGGGAGCAGAUACAUGUUGGAAGUCACUGCCAAAUCCCAUAAUACCUUUCUCGGCCGGUCUCAGCUCUUCCUGGCGAACAGUCCUGCUCCAAAAGGAAUUACCUGCCAGGUGCAACCUAACAGAGGAGUGGAGAUACACACACACUUCAGCAUCUUCUGCAGCUCGGGGAAGGAGGACCUAAUAUACGAAUACAGCUUCAGUAUAGGAAACAGCCCACCCAGGACUCUGUACCAGGGGAGAGACUUUCAGUACUACUUCAGCCUUCCUGCUGGUGACCCUGAUGACGAUUAUAAAGUCAUCAUUUACACAGCGAUCAGGAGUGGCAGGUUUGGAACGGCGACUAAACCCUGCCCUGUGACUGUUCAAGUCAAACUGAGCUUCCACAGAAACACCUCCUCCCACAGAGACCCUGAUAUGGAGCUUUCAGAGUCAGGUUUGAAGAACCUGUCGGCUCUGGUGAAGCUCGGGAACAGCGUGGAAAUUCGAAACUACAUCAGUCUACUCUCCAGAAUCCUAAACAGACUCAGCAUGGACGCCAGUGCAAACACACAAGCACAAACACACACACGCAGUGCGCUCAUUUGCUCAACGUGUGAGCUUGAAAUCAGUGACCAGGCGUCAAUGAUAGACAACAUCAUCACUCUCAAAAACCUGCUAGACGUCACCCAUCAGGUAACAUUAGAAGGAGCCAGGCAGGUGGCAGCUCACAUCCAGGCCAUCUCAGAGCAGUUUGCUGAGUCCAGCGUCCCCGUCCUGUACCACCUGGACCAGAAGACAGUCCACACACUGGUCACGCUGCUCUCAUACAGCUUGCAGGCCACCACCGCAACUAAUGACUUCACAUCAGAAAGGCCCAACAAUGAUGACAUCAUGCAGGCAGCAGCUGCAGCUAAUUAUCUCCUAUCCGGCUCUUCAAAUGGUAGAAACAUCACAGAGGGGUUAGCCGCCCCUGUUGGCCACGCACCACACUCACCCACAGGUGUUGACAUCAAACAGAGCAAGGUGACGCGGACUGUGACCAACAUCCUGCACACUGCCGCCGAUCUGCUGCUGAAGUACAUCCUAUUCAGCAACGCCCGAGAGCACAGCAUCAGCACCAGUCUCAUGGCUCUACACGUCGCAUACCGAAACCAAACCUCCACCAUCAUCAGCGGUGGGUUUGCCUCCAUCUACGUGCCUGACUCCCUGAGGCAGCUUCUGUUUGUUCCUAACGGUGGAGAGACUGAGAAAAGACCACGUCGACCAUGUGUGAUCAGCCUGCUGAGUGAGUUCAGCCACAGCCCGUUCUCCUGGGCCACAACUCCUGCACAGCUGAGUGGGCCGGUGGUUGAUCUCAGUCUGUACAAGUGCAGCACAAGGAGAAAGAUCUCAGUUCGCUCCCUUCUUCAACCAAUCAACAUUGAGCUCCAAAAAUCACCCAGAAAUAGGAACUCUGUGAGAGAGCACAUCCUCUUGCGCAGUCAGAUCAACUACCACAGCUUCAAUAUUACCCAGCAGCACUUGCAGCAGACCAUCCAGCUGAGUGUGGAGUUCACGCCUCCUCCUAACAAGACGUUUCCCAUCAUGCUGCUCUUCAGGAUGUUUGAGAGGCCCACCCCUGACCUGUACCAUCUGCACAGGGUUCACCGGUGGGAGGGCAACACCACACGCAUCACUCUGCCAACCUCCUUUCUCAACGCUGCAGGGGUUGGUUACCUGGCCCUGCUGAACGCUGACUUUGGGAAGCCCUCCAGGCACAAGCAGCAAAGCAGCUGGGUCGGCUACAGCUUCACACUGGAGAGCAGCCUGUGUCUGUCCUGGGACGGCCAGCAGGGGGCCUGGACACAGCACGGCUGCACGACACAGCAAGCAGAUACAACUGCUGCAGUCAACUGCAGUUGUAAUCAGUUGACACCGGUGACUGUGGUGCAGCAGCAGAUCCAGAGCUGCCAUGACACAGCCGAUCUGGACCAGCUCCUAAGUGUGGCCAGCGAUCUGACAGUGGCUGGUGUGUUGGUGUUGUUUUUGUGCCUGUACACUCUGGGGCUGGUGGUGUGUAAGAGAGCUGAUACAGUUUCUGAGAAGGGCCAAAUAGUCCACUACCUUCCUGACAACUCUCCAUCAGACCCACACCUCUACGCCGUUACGAUCCACACGGGUCUCUGCUCCGCAACCAACAUGAGUGCCAAGGUUUACAUCAAACUGCACGGGGAAAAUGGCUUCUCGCAAACUAAGGAACUACAAAUCCCAGAAGGCUUUCCAUUCAGGAGGAACUCUCAGGACACUUUCAUACUGAGUACCACAGAGAGUCUGGGGCGACUGCAGGGGGUGCACCUCUGGCAUGACAACACGGGACCCUGUCCAAGCUGGUACCUCAAACAAGUGGAGGUGUCAGAGUUUUUAUUCCAGGUGAAGGGACGCGCUUGGCUCUUCCUUGGUCAGUGCUGGCUUUCUGUCAGCGAGAGUGAUGGCCAGGUGGAGAGAAGGCUCACAGUUUGCACUCAGGGAAUAGGCUUUGCCAAGUUGCUGCAUCUGAAGCUUUCUGACUACUUGGCUGACUUCCAUCUCUGGAUGUCUUUGUACUGCCGCCCCUCCUUUAGCUCAUUCACACAUGCUCAGCGACUUAGUGUGUGUCUGCUGCUGCUUCUGGGAUAUGCAUGUGUCAACACACUGCUCAUAUCACAGAUGGAUGACCAAUUGACUAUCGAGUUGGGCCUUAUUGAUGUAUCAGCUGUUUCCGUGGUGACGGGUGUAUUUAGUAUGCUGGCAGUGUUGCCUGUGGCGACGCUGAUAUCCUUCCUGUUCCGUGUGCGAGAGGUCAGGGUGAUGGAGUCCAAAGUCAAACUGGAACUGGACUCUUUUGAAGAUGCCCUGUUGGUGAACAACAACGUAUCAGGGUCCCAUCUGUCCUGGAGUGGUCUUCAGCAGUGGGCUCAGAAAGCCUGGAGGACAAAAUACCAGGGCCAAAACGCUGUUUCAGUGUCUAAUGGCGAAUUGACAAGCAAGGACAAAGAUGAGGAACCUGUAAUCCUAAGCGAUCUAGUGACCAGGAAGGAGGAUGUUCUAGAGAUGCAGAGCAGCUGGGAAGUCGCCCUCCAGGAUCUGAUCACUGAGAGGAAUAAUGUAAACCAAACACCUCAGGGUAAAGAGAGAGAUCUUGAAAGCCAGAGCAGCAGGACUCAUGUGACCCAGACCAGUCAGAGGGAUGGGGAUCUACUAAUGAAGGCUAAUCAGAGGAAUCUAGUGACCACGGGCAGUAAGGAUCCAGAUCCUCUGAAAGAGCAUAAAAUUCAGUGGGAACCCAAUGGGAGCCAAAUAAUCCACUCCAGUCUGGAUGGAGAGAGGAAUGGGAACCUAGAGAGACAUGGGGAUCUGGUGAUCCAGAUGGAGAAGGAUCCAGUUUCCCAAAUAAAAGCCUCAUCCGACUCUGGCUCCAAGGACAGUGACCGUUUUCUCAGCACAAUGUCUGGCAGUUGUCGCCGUGCCGAGUGCUCCAACCACAGCAGUGGUUACCAUGCCAACAACAGCUCGGCAGUGUCAGGGGCGAGAGUCAGACCACGACCCCACUGGUGUCACCUCCUGGCCGGGGCGCUGUGCGUGCUGCUGUCCCUCUGCUGCCUGCUGCUGUCCACACUGCUGGGAAUAAGGUUCAGCAGCAGUAAGGUCCUGCUAUGGAUCCACUCCCUUUUCUUCUCCCUGCUCUCCUGCAUCUUCCUCAUCCAUCCAGCUAUGAUACUUGUGGUGGCAGUCACCGUCUCUUUCUGGUACAGGGACCGGACAGACUUUUCCAGUUUCUCUGAUAUCACUGGGUUUGAGAUGGAGGCUUUGAAACUGUGGGGCCACAAUGGCUGUAAUCAACCUGAAGGGCUCAGGCCAUUUGCCUUCCCUCAGGGAAAAUGCUCAUAUCUUGAAAAGCAGCUUGUAGCUCGUCGGCGAGCCCGGUACCUGCGUCUUGUGCGCCCACCGACUCCAGCAGAGCUGAAGAAAACUCGGGGGAAGAAAAGAAAAGAGACUCUCAUCAAUAAAACACUCAGGGAUUUGACCCUCUGUGUUCCUAUGCUGGUUUUGUUGUUGUGUGUAACCUAUGGUGGCUCCUUCAAGGACCAUUUCCGCCUCAACAACGCCGUCAGAAAACAGUUUACAAGGGACCAUCAAAACCCAUUUCCAGCCAUCCAAAACCAUGAUGACUGGUGGAGGUGGGCUCAGACCAGUCUGCUGGAUUCCCUUUACCAGAGACCGUCUGCCACAGCCAAGGUUAGUUUUAUCCAAGAAACACAAGUUUUGAUUGGAGAGCCUGUCCUGUGGAAGACCGAGAUGUCCAACUCACCUCAGUGCCAGGGAGUUGAGUUCAUUUCUGCUCAGGUCCCUCGUGGGACGGCUGGCCUCGUCCCAGAAUGUCUUCCCCUGCUCUGGUCCGGGAUCAGAGACUCCAGUUAUCCACACUCUGCUCUCAUGUUUCCCACGGCAGCAGCUCAGCAGAUGUGUGGCCAACUGGGUUGCUACACAGGACAGAGUGCUACAGUUGGCCUAGGCUACACGAGAUCUGCAGCUGUGUCCAAACUAAAUAUCCUGCACUCAGGUGGCUGGCUGAGCAGACGAACGGUGGCCCUGAAGGUCCACAUCACCCUGUACAGCCCUGCACCCAAUUUGUUCACCAGCGUGACCCUGCUCACCGAGCAGAGCCCCACCGGUGUCCUGCUGCCCUCUGUCAACGUCCAGUCAGUGAGGAUCUAUCACACUCCAUCUGUAUGGGACUAUGUCGUUAUGAUCUGCCAGCUCCUCUUCCUCCUCUUGUCUCUGCUGCAACUCUGUCGCCAAGUGUACUCUGCAGGGCAGCAAGGGCUGAUGGGAUACUGGAGAACACCUUGCAACUGGCUGGAGGUCAGUGUGCUAACAGUGAUCAUAGUCUACUAUAUUUAUUACAUCUGCCACUCUGCUAUGACCCUGGAGGCUAUGGACCUGCUGCACAGACCAGACUACAGAGGACAUGUUGAUGUCAGCCUUCUGGCCCUCUGGGAGCAACAUAUCCGUACCCUGCGCGGCGUGAUGCUCUUCCUCCUCUCUGUGAAGUGUGUGGCUGUGUUGGGGGUGAACAGGGCCGUGGCUGCAUCUGCUACAAUCCUCACACGGUCAAUCUCAAGCCUCAUCGGGCCAAUGAUUUCAGGAGUCAUCUUGCUGGUAGCGCUGUCCUGCACGGGGAACCUGCUGUUCAUACAAAGGUCCUGGGCAUUCAGCUCUCUUCCCUGCUCCCUUCAGACCCUGCUGGCCCACUGUCAGGGUCUCAGGACCGUCAGGGGCCUCCUUCUGUCAGGCAGCGAUGCUUCCAGCAGCUUGGCAGAUUUUGUUUACUGGGGAGUUGUCUGUCUCACCUCCACUGCCGUGCUGACAGCUGUGGUGAGAUGUGUGGUGUCCUCAUUGGUUAGAGCUGCCAAAGGAGCCCAUUGUAGGAGGGACAUCUGCACUCUAGUAGAGAUAGUGGCCUACAUCAGAUACCAUGUUUUUGUGCUCACUGGCCAGUACAGACAGAGCUGGACAGAUAACCACACUGAAGGAAAGAACUAUUACCUUGAGGAGUUUGAGAGCUUGGUGGACGAGCUCCUGUUCAGACUCAACGCUCUCUCCAACAGCUUGCAUGGCACUCUGCCACCCACUGGCCAGCGCUCCAGGGAGGAGACUCCUCCUGUCUCCCCCAUGCAGAAGCCCUGCAGUGUGGACACACAGUGUUUUGUAAGGACGCACAUGACACAAGAGACAAUAGUGAACGACCACACAGACAUCAGAGACCCCUGUCUGUCAAAAUGUGGGGAAGACUCACCUCCAUCUCACCUGCUCAGUUCUCAGCUUGAAUUGGAGAGACUGCUGUUCCUACAGCAGAGAGGCCAGAGCGAAGACAGUCUCUCCUCAGACAGAGUUGUGCUAUCUCAUCUUCCUCUGCAAGCUUCAACAAGAUCUGAAGGAGAUGCAUCAAAAUUCAAAGCUUCUCCAAAAGAUAGAGAGCCCCAGACUUCCUCAAGGAGACCAAACUGCCUCUUAGCCCAAGAGUCAGCAUCCCCCAAGGGGGCUUGGACAGCGGGACAGCUGCCCAGUGGAGGGUCAAUGGCCCAGUUGAUCCAGAGUGACGUUCUGGAGAAUCAAACCAACCAGUGGACUAAGACCAGUGACAGCUGUUGGUUCAGUAAAAGUGUCAACAGGAGUCUCAGUAAGAGUGGGACAGACUCUCACUUGGGCACCCACAGUGAGGUGGUGGUGGAGGUUCUGGUCCAUGAGACGCCUGGGAGCAGAGAGACGGGGAACCAACAGGAUCCCUGAGAUCAUUCGUAGCCAGAGCUGCUCUCAUGGUGCUGGCUGGGACAGUGAAAGUGAUUAAAAAUGGCCUAAAAGUGAGGGGGGUUGAAAAGUCUUGAAUUUGAGCUUUUGUAUUGUGUGCAGAAUGCUAUCCACCCAGAGACAGAUUUUGUCAGUGGGCCCGCCAUUUCUUGAGAAACAGCCACUUGGUCAAAUAAUUAUAUGUUGGGUGAAAUAACUGUUUGAAACAUGUUUGGCUAAAAUGUUCUGUUUCAUUGAUUUUCUCUUACACAUAAAAGCCAAAGAGAUUGUCUCUAAUUGCAAUCACAGGCCAUAAGACACUCUGGGUAGACUUGCCUUUCAGUUUCUCUGAAACCGAAAGGCGUUAUGUUAAAAUAGAUAUCGAUCUAGCUUUGCACCAUGAGCAUUUGUUAACCAUUAUCACAAUGUGAAACCUACUGGGGGGGCAUUUUUGUGUGUUGUAUCAAGUGAACAGCUGUGUGGACUUUCUUUUCAGCACUCAAGUCAUUUAACCUAUCCCCAGAUCAUAUCAUUGUAAUAACAACUUUUUUUAAAUAAAAUGUGCACUGAAUGUACACGGUUUACAUCAGAUAGUGCUGCAAUGUACAAAACAGAAAAUAAUGGAAGGGGAAAAGAGGAUGGCAACAGUUACAAUUUUCUAGAUUUUCUUCAUCUAAUGCAAUAAAGACAUGUUGCUUGAGUCAAGUGCCAGUUGUAGGGGU